This is a messenger RNA of Phragmites australis (common reed), 1328 nucleotides long. RefSeq lists its product as uncharacterized. The transcript has 2 exons. The record is from RefSeq and is a predicted model, not a curated record. Bases 1004 to 1318 code for a protein of 104 amino acids. NCBI's taxonomy places the organism in Eukaryota, Viridiplantae, Streptophyta, Magnoliopsida, Poales, Poaceae.
AAAAAAAAAAUCCCCUCCGAGGGAGGCGGCUGUGGCGGCUGGAACCCAAUCUCCGCCAUUCUCGCUGUGCAGCUCGGCGAUGGGUGUUCUGGGCGUUUGCUGGCCGUCUGAUGGCGGGGAUGGAGAGGGUCUCGCGUAGGGUUCGGAGGCAGUUGCUCUGCGCCGUGAGUUCCUCGCUGCCUUCUUCCCUUUUAUCUCCCGAGCCUUGACUGUGCAGAAGUGCAGAGAAAAAAGGCAUCUCUCACUUUGAUUUUCCCCCUUCUCUUCUCUGUGAUUUGUGCUUUGCGGUUGAGAGCCUGGACUCCAAUCGUGGCCUUGGCCUAAGCACUUGAUGCACGGAGGUCUCUUGUUGGUGCUCGGAGCUGCACUGCCGAGGUUCGCCCGCACUGCAGAGGUGGUGCGGCUGAGGUAUUGUAUCUUCGUCUUCCUCCAUCCGACGAUUCAACCGGGUGAUUGGAUUUCUGGGACUACAGCUCUUGCUGUGCCUUGCCUCACUCUUCAGCCCUUCCUGCAUACUCACUGUGAGUCUCUUUGCACUGAUCUGAUCAGAUAGAUACUUGAUACUGUAGCUCUGUGAUGACGAAUUCAUUGAAAUUAAGCUAGAGUUUGAGUACAAUAGAUGCAACCUGAUUCUCUGUAUGCAAUUUGUUUAAGCAGUGAUAAGAUCACAUGUUCUGAGUAGGGAAGUCUGAACUCUUGUGUGCUGAUUUAGAAUGAGAAUUAUGUCACUGCUUAUUACAUAGUAUUCCUGGUUCUGAGUAGCAAGUACUUACGAAUUCAGCAAAUUUUGGUGUCUUUCAGCACUUAGUUGCCUGGUCUAGAAUCCAGUGUAUGUUCUGUCCCUGGUGCAGAAAGAUUUUAAUCCUCUGGGAUUAGUUCUGUGAAGGUUCUGAAUUGACCAUGUUCUGAAUUCUAAGUUUCAGUAAAUAUCCUUUGGAGACCAUGUGCUGAAUUAUGGUUUUCUGUAGAGUUAUACUUGCUGUUAUAUGAUACUGGUAGAUCCAUGCCUUGCCCCAUUCAAGAUUGGGUCUCCGUGACCAAUCUAGACCCCAAGUUUCUCAAUGAUCUCUUCUCCGAAAAACUUGAGUGCGUCAGCGAUCGCGUGUAUGUUGUUGAAGAUGGCCUACUUAUCUCUCAGGCUUCAGCGAUGACGGCAACGAAGCUAUGGUGUAAGAAAGAACCGGAUGUGGUGAUGGACAUGGAUCUUACCAUGAACAAACAAGAGGCUGUUGCGCUGGUGAGAGCGGUGGUUACUUCAAAGACCGCACUGAGGAAUGUGUUCAAGAGCUGGAUGGAGGAAGCAUGCAAAGUCUCCUGAUCGCUCUUGC